Sclerotinia trifoliorum is the source of this 5259-nucleotide messenger RNA. The record is from the annotation of a GenBank genome assembly. Lineage: Eukaryota; Fungi; Ascomycota; Leotiomycetes; Helotiales; Sclerotiniaceae.
AAACCUUGACCAAGCGAACCUUCAAUCUCCCUUACCUAGAACAAUCCCUUGAGGUCCUCAACAACCUCGACCCCUCGUGCAAAAGCGUUUACCCCGCUGAGUGCAACUUGGAUUGUCCUUUCAUAAUCCUUCUGCCAUAUAAACAUGUCGACUGCCGAAGGAGAGCCCGAUGUGAAUGAUUUCUUGCAGCGGAUCAAGGAAUUGGGUAACAAACGGGACCAAGAGGAUGAAGACCGCACAAGAAAGUUAGAGGAAGAGAUAUUGCAGGGCAGAAAGGAGAGACAAGCUCGCAGGGCUGGUAAUUGAUUUCUACUUGAAUUUUCUUUUAGAGACAUUGUUUCGCCGGCGCGCCAUACUUUAAUAUGAUACGUCAGUUAUGUACCUUUUGCUAAUGUUUACUUUCAGAAAGGGCCUUGUCGAUAUCACCAACGAAGUCUUCUCCUAUGAAUACACCUACCAGACCUCUAUCAGAAAUCCUCUCAAACUCAGAGGAUCAAUCUUUAGAAUCUCGGCCCGGGACUGUUGUUGGCAACGAGGUGGAUCCAAUAGCGAUGAAUUCGAUUCCAGAUUUCAAGCGAAGUUCGCAGAUGAGAGAUUCACCCUCUGAUGCUAUGCCCUCACGAAAUUCACCUUUAUCAUGGGCUCGUAGACCUGAACCUUCUGAUAGACCUCGAAGUCGACCUUUAUCCAUGGUAGCUACAGAUAGGGUAAUGCUAUCGAGAACAACCACACCGCCUCCCGACAAUACCGUAUCUACCGAUGACAGCACUCCUUCUCGAGAACAAAUUGCACAAUCACUAGCAUCCAAAGAUCCAGCUUGGUUUAGGCAAACUGCAGAUCGAGGCGUCAAUUCACCAGCUUACAGGAAAAAUCAAGUAGAAGACGAAGAGAGGGCAAUACACGGGUCGAUUCAAAUGCCAGGCAUGGCUCGUAACAAUUCUACGCCUGAAAAGGCAAUGAAUGAGACCAAAGAUUCUUCUUCGACGCCUGCAAGAUCAGUGACUAGACCCUCAGCAAGAAAUAGCAUUUCCUACGGAAGCAGCUUUAGGAUGUCGUACCAAAGUAACCCAGGUGCCGGCACGGGAUCACCGAUACCAAUGACUGAUGCCCAGAGACUAGACCCACCUACUUCUGAUAAUUUAUCGGAGAUUCGAGGUCUAGCAAUGUCACCUUCCCAGGGCCGCAUAUCUCCUGAUAGACAAGACCGACCUAAUUCCCCAACCAAAGGAAUGGGUGGGUUUGUACAAAGUGCAAUGAUGAAAAGAUCGGAGAGUAUGAAUAAGCGUUGGUCUGUUGCAUCACCAUCAUUAGAUCGCAAUAAUACGUCCUUCGAUACUAGUAUGGAUAAUCAAUCUACUUUUUCUUCAAGGCCCACAUCAAGACCUACCUCAAGUCAUGGUGAGCUUCAUCGCCCGGGCACAGCAGGUUCCACGAGAAGCAACAUGACCAGCACCGCUAAAGAGGCAGACAAUGGGAGUCAAUCACCUCCAGCAGAUGAUAGUUUGCCUGUCAGCCCUACGAAAACCUCGGACUCAAGACGAUGGAGCCCUACCAAAUCUAGUUGGCUUGAAAGCGCUUUGAACAAGCCUGAAUCACCAAAACCUAAAGCCACGCCACCGCCUCAGCAACCCUCGUGGAUGUCAGAAAUUAAUAGGGCGAAACAAAAGGGAAGUGUCGAUUUGGGUAGAAAUCAAACGAUCAAGCAUGAAGUAAACAUUGGUGGUCUAAUGAGAUCUCCUCCUCCAGGCGCAUUGACAAAGCCAUCUAGUAUUCGAGGUUUCCAAACACCGUUUGCUCCUGGUGUUACGCCACAGCGAAACAUUGAGAGCAUGAUCAACCAGGACAGUAAGAGUGUGGCUGAAAAUACGAAGGCCGAGAGACCAUCGACACCCUCUACUUCUACUCCUAUUCCGGUUACUACACCAAGACUUAACACAAACUUUACAUCCACUCCAUCUUCAACACCUAAAGCCAAUUUGAACUCACCUGUUGUUCCAGCGAGAAGUAGGCCAGCGACUCCCCCGAAGAAUGAUUUCCGCUCUGUUUUGAAAUCACGGCAGGUACCUGCCGAUGAAAAGGUACCUAUCGAGGAAAAGUCCAAAGAAGAACCAGAAUUCAAGAAUGUCUUUGGUCAACUUCGGAGGACGAAGACUCAAAGUUAUAUGGCUCCAGACGUACUGAAGGACAAUAUUACACGUGGAAAGGCAGGUCUUAGCCUUACUGGUGGGCCUCUGAAGACUGAACGCAAGGACGAAUUCAAAGAUGCCAUUUUGAAAAAGAAGGAAGAUUUCAAGAAGGCGCAAGCUGGAGGGAAUGGGGUUACCAGAUCUCCCAGUGGUGAAAGUCGGGAGAAUGCGGUGCCUGAAGCAUUGCAAAGAAGAAACACUUUGGGCAGGAAUGGCUCCGUUUCUCAUAUAAUUGCCUCUUCUUUUGAGUCCAGUUCACCACAGCGCACUACUUCAGCAAGCCCUACUCCGAAUUUAGUCAAAGAAACAAGUGCCCCAGCACGCAUGCAGGAAAAGAGUGCAAUUGGAGGUAAGCUUGCUGGACGUCUUAACCCUGCUCUCGCAGAUCUACUUGCCCGCGGCCCGCCGUCACUUGCUAGUGAAACCUCAAGGUCUUCAAGCUCGUCGUUGUCGCAGCGCACGAUAAGUAUGAGUACUUCGACAACCAAUCCUGAAUCAAGUGAGAGUGGGCCACAACUCACACAUAUGACCAAAGGGCGUGCUCGUGGACCGAAACGAAAAGCUCCAUCUGCAGUCACAUCAACGCAAUCUACAUCGGCGCCAGAAACGAUGGAGGAGAAGCCUCGAAUUACAACAUCUAUCAAGUCUUUUGCUACGUCUCAAAGACCUUCAUCGCCUGCUACCAGCCCAAUAAAACAGACUAUUUCAGCCCUGAACACGGAACAGCCACAAGAAAAUGCCCCAGUUUCCCAGUCUUCAUCACCUCGGAAGCUAGAUAUGAGGAGGCGGUCUCUUUUCCUACAAGAAGCGCCAAAGAAUAAGGAUACACCAUCGUUGGAAGCCCCCAAACCACUUUCUCCAGUCAAAAUUGCUAAUUUCCCCGAGAAUAUGGUAAAGACACACCACAACAAGCUCGAGGCAACAGUUUCGCCAGAUCCACCUAAGCACCAGCCUCUAGCGCCCCCCAGAUCUCCGCCCCCAACCAAUUUCUUUGAAGAUCGUACAUUCAAUGAUCCUGUAUCUCCAGAGACCGCGAAGCUCCGCCCUGCUCCCUUAUCCCCAAGAAAAGCAAAUUCGACAAAAACUCCACCGCAAUUUUCGUCUCGUUCUGAUCAACCAGCGCCACUCACUCGAUCCCGAUCGGUCAAGCAUACUGCAGCCUUAUGGGGCCAACCUGCUCCAGAACAACCUGCUCGCAUACCAUCCCCGAUAAAGUUACCAACUCAUGAAGAUGAGAAGGCAGCUUUAGUGGGGGCAGGAUUGCGCCCUACGAGUCCAAUGAAACGAAUCAAGUCUUUUGAAGAUGAGAAAGCAAAUCUAGUAGGUGUAGGUCUACCACCUAUUAGUCCAUUAAAGCGAAAUAAGUCUAUUGACCUAGGAUUACGAUUGGGAACGAAAUCCACUCUAGGGUCGUCAACCCCGCGCGCUCUUCCAAUCCCUCCCACCAAAACACGAACAUCACCAGUAAUGAGCCCUGGUAUUCGCUCGCCAAGCAUGGCCGACUCUCCAGUGCCCCAAGCAUCUGAAGCGUCGCAGCUACUCGCUGAUUUCUUCGGCGAUGAACCCAAGCCAAUUUCAAGGUAUUCAGUUGACACAGCAAAUAUUUUAAUGGCCCGGCAAGAUACCAUUUCAACUGUACGAACAUUGCAAUCUAGUUUGUUUUACUUGUAUGGGGAUGGAAAGAAACAAUCUGUUCCAACUCAUCAAGAGCGUGUCCUUUUCGAACGUGAAAUGUACCUAUGCCCACAUACAUUUACCAACGCAAAAGGUCGAAGAGUUACAGAAGUAUAUUGGUGGAUUGGAGAUGAAGUUUCUGAACGUGUCGUCAGUGGUGCUGAGAUGUUAGCUGAGAGAGAGGCCCAAAGUUUUGGUGGGAAUUUCGUAAAGUUGAGACAGGGCAAAGAAACACCAGAGUUUUAUCAAGCUCUAGGUGGUAUCAUUAUUAUCAGGAGAGGAUCAUCUAAAAAAUACGACUCACUCGCACCUCACGUUCUCUGCGCAAGACAACAAUAUGGGAUGUUGGUAUUUGACGAGGUUGAUUACUCACCCUCAGUCCUAUGCUCAGGUUUUCCCUAUCUCAUCUCCUCACCAUCAGGAAAGACAUAUCUAUGGAAGGGUCGAGGUAGCACUGCAGAAGAACAUGGCUGUGCUAGGCUCCUCGGAAUGGAAAUCUCAAUGACUGGCGAGAUCGAGGAAAUUGAGGAUGGUGAUGAACCUGCAUCAUUCUUGAGAGUAUUUGAAAAUUGCAAGGAAAUCCCACAAUCAGCAGAUCAUUGGAAACUAAAGCCCGCCUAUAACAAAUAUUCCGCACGUUUGUUCCGUGCUACCAGGGCAGGCAGAGAACAAGUAUUUCCUCCAUCCCCACAUUAUAUCACUCCCCACUAAUAUCCUAUCUAGAUAGUCGAGAUAAACCCUUUCUCCCAAGCUGACCUUUCCCCGUCCGCUAUCUACAUCCUUGACGCUUUCUUUGAAAUCUACAUCGUCAUCGGUGCCAAAGCACAAUCCCAAUACGGUCCCUUCCAAAAUGCAUUGCAGUUUGUGCAGGAAUAUGGCAUCCUCGCAGCCGGCAUGGAAGAUCGUCCCUUCGUACCAGUUAGCACAGUUGUGAUAGAGGGUAUACCAAAGGAUUUGAAAAGUGUGUUUAGGAAGUGGAGUGAGGAAAGAUCACCGACUAUCAUGCAACCUAGAGAGAAACAGGGUGGGGCUAAUUUGAAGAGAGUGAAGAGUUUGAGAGUUGUUCCAUUGACGGCUGCGUUGGAGGCUACGAUGGGUUAGAUGGCAUGCGUGCAAUGAAUUGCUGGCUUGUUGCUUGUAUGUUUAUUGGCUUUGACCCGACUUUGGUAAUGGACGAACACUUGCAGAAAUGGAUGGAUGGUGUGAAGGAGCGAUGGAGGUGGGUAGCUGGGCAGGUGGAUGAAGGAGUACAUACUAGCGAGCUUUCAUUUCUUUGUACAUCACUUGAUAUGUAUCAUUUGUUAUUCUACGGACACGGAGUAUAGUCUACGGAUUUUCUGAGUUGGUUGGGGGUUGGAGGGAAGGGGGAUGCGCUAAUUGAGAAUUGAGAUUGUACAUA